AUGCACCCGCGUCUCGGGCUAGUGACCUUGGCGGGCUCUGCCAAGACAGCGGGCGGACGUCUGCAAGUCGAGGUGGGGGUGGGGUUGGAAUGGGGGCUCAAACUGCAGCCUGAAGCGCUCCUGGCGGAAAGGACUUGGCCCUGCCUGGCGAGGGGCAGUGCAUCCCAGCGGAGAACGAGGGCGCCGGUAUCAGCCAGCGCGCCUCCCUGGUGCCGGGAGCUCAGGCAUUUGGGAGGGAGCCCGGGACCAGCGGGGUCAGGGAGCAUGCGCGUGCGCACCAGCCCCACGCUGCCCCGGGCGGCGCGGGGAGGGCGGGGCGGUGUGUGCGUGACGUCACCGGGGGCGUGGCUCCGGGCCGCGCAGGAACAGCUGGUGCCGGACGAGGGCGUGGGCGGGAGGAGCUCGCGCGGGGUGCGCGGGGUGCGCGGCGGAGGGGGCUCGAGCUGCAGCAGGAGCCGCUGCCGCCGCUGCCGCCGCCGCCGCCGCCGCCCGCCUUGCACCAUGUUCGCGCAGCUCGAGCGAUGCGAACGCGAGUGGCACGAGCUGGAGGAGGAAUUCCAGGAAUUGCAGGAAACCCACAAAGUGUACAGGCAGAAGUUGGAGGAGCUGACCACACUCCAGGCGUCCUACAGUAGCUCCAUCAGCAAGCAGAAGAAGCGGCUGUCGGACCUCAAGGGUAGUCUCCAGAGGUGUAAGCGGCAUGCCAACUGUGAAGAGGCCGACCUCAUUCAGCAGAUGAGUGCCAGCAUCAAGGAACGGCAGAAUAUCUUCUUUGACAUGGAAGCUUACCUGCCCAAGAAAAACGGGCUGUAUCUCAGUCUGGUCCUGGGGAAUGUCAAUGUUACCCUCCUCAGUAACCAGGCCAAGUUUGCUUACAAGGAUGAGUAUGAGAAAUUCAAACUUUACUUGACCAUUAUCUUCCUGCUUGGCGCCAUAGCCUGUAGAUUCUUCCUGCAUUACAGAGUAACCGACGAAGUGUUCAACUUUCUGCUGGUCUGGUACUACUGCACGCUCACCAUCCGGGAAAGCAUUCUCAUCAGCAACGGCUCCAGAAUUAAAGGCUGGUGGGUGUCUCACCACUACGUCUCCACUUUUCUGUCUGGGAUAAUGCUGACCUGGCCAAAUGGACUCAUCUAUCAAAAGUUCCGCAAUCAGUUUUUAGCCUUCUCCAUCUUUCAGAGCUGUGUCCAGUUCCUACAAUAUUAUUACCAGAGCGGAUGCCUCUAUAGACUGCGGGCUCUGGGGGAGAGGAAUCAUUUGGACCUCACAGUGGAGGGCUUCCAGUCCUGGAUGUGGAGGGGCCUUACUUUUCUCCUGCCGUUCUUAUUCUGUGGUCACUUCUGGCAACUUUAUAACGCCAUCACACUGUUUGAGCUCUCUACCCAUGAAGAAUGCAAAGAGUGGCAGGUCUUCGUCUUGGCCAUCACGUUUCUCAUCCUCUUCCUGGGCAACUUCCUGACCACGCUCAAAGUUGUGCAUGCCAAACUCCAGAAGAAUAGAGACAAGAUGAAAUUAUGAGCAGCGAUGCCUUCCCUGCCUGGCGCCCUGGACUCUGACCCAGCUAGGGGAAUACCGGGGGGCCCGUGUUGUCUUGGGCACCAUUUCCCAGACGGCUUCUCUCUGGUCUCUCUGGGGCACUGGGAGCAGACCCUGGGACCUCCGUCACACCUAGCUGGAGACUAGAAGAAUGUGAACCCUUCCAUUCAGUAUUACCCCAGACCCGUGCCCCGCCCCAGUCUAGACGCCUGGUUCCCCGUUCGUGUCUAUUUAAGACUGGGCCUUCCCCACUCCCCUGAACCAGAGACCUCUCUUGCCCUCAUAGCUGCCAGCUGACACAGUCCUUUUCUAGUGGUGCUCUCCCCGCCUCGAGCUGUACAGGAGCGGGGAGAGCAAGCAUGUUUCAGGAGAUUUCUGUUUGGAGGUGAACUUUGGGCUCUGCCCUGCCGUUUUGGCGCAAGUUGGGUACGGGCAGUGAAUCCUUCAGUGUCCUGUGGGCCUUUCCCCCCUCCCUGGGAAUGCUGCUACUCCCCCAGGAUCCUCCUUUCCCUCCUGCCUGCCCCAACGUGGGUCAUUCACUAAGGUCCUAGAGAUCCACGUCGUCUCCUCGUCAUCAUCAUCCUCAUUGUCAUCGUCGUCAUUGCCAUCUCUGGGCCUCUCAUCUCUCAUCUCUGGUGGCAGCCUGCCUCCUGGAGCCCUCCCCUGCCUUUCCUUGGGACUUCCUUCCCCUCUCCUUAUACAUCCCGACAUGUCGGAGAGAGAGGGGAUGAGUGUUUACAAGACAAGAGAGACUCCGGUGCCCGUGCCUGGGGUUCCGCUGCUGGAGUCUGCUGGGUAUAAUGGAAGGAAUAUUGGAUAUGGAGACAAAAGGCCUGUGUUCCAAUCCUGGCUGUCAUUUACAGUUGGCUAUCCAUUUCCUCCUCUCCGGGCUUCUGUCUCCUACUCUUUAAAGGGGGCCCAGAAAACGUACCUUGAAGCCCCUUCCAGCUGUGAUUCUAAAGCAGCCAACUCCCUAGUGCCCCUCUGUGGGGCCUUGCAUGCCCACCUCUUGCCUAGACUAGCUGCCUGGGACCUGCUGCUUCUGAAGAGCGGGCAGCAAUUCUCGAGCGACACCAGCAGGGGGUGUUGUGGGCCACUGGAUGUGGAUGGAUUUGACAUUGGGUUGGCUGGGAGAAUGGCUGAAACACAACUUCCCAACUCUGGAUGCUCCCUCCUCAAGGUCAGUGUGGGCACACUCAGGGAAAACUGGGCCUGGACUAGAACUCUUAAGAACUCUCUUCCAGCCAGCCUUAAAGUCCUAGGAAUGUGGGCUACUGGGAGAUGUCUUUCAGAAGGUGAAUUUGGGGGCAGGAGGAGAAAGCCAAGUAGAAUUUGAAUUUUAAUCUGCUGUUUUAAGGGAUCUGGCAUCCGUGCUGACCCCUCCCAGGGGUAAUUGAGAAUUGAUUAUAUUUGGGCCGUGGCCACCCCAUAAGCAUCUCCCCCUUCCCCCAAGCACCACCAUCUUGGUGGGCUGAGGGUGGAGGGUGGCUAUGACCAGCCAGCACCAGCCUGAAUCUCCCCCCCAAAUUCUUUCUCCUCCGCCACUUUCCUAGUCUUCAGUCGACCGCCGCUCCCUCCCAGAUCCUGGGAUGGUUUCCGUUUUUAAUAAAAAUUCUCACUUGUCUGAA
Vombatus ursinus (common wombat) is the source of this 3164-nucleotide messenger RNA. RefSeq names its product transmembrane protein 120B (gene TMEM120B). Gene Ontology annotation, biological process: fat cell differentiation. The record is from RefSeq and is a predicted model, not a curated record. Gene Ontology annotation, cellular component: nuclear inner membrane. NCBI's taxonomy places the organism in Eukaryota, Metazoa, Chordata, Mammalia, Diprotodontia, Vombatidae.